GUAGUAAUGUCGCUUCAGCACUUUGGCAAGGGUGCCCUCUGUGUCGCCAAAAAUUACACCAAGGGCUAUUCAGACAUGCAGGCAAAAGUUAGGGAUGUCACAUCUAAUGAUCCAUGGGGGCCAUCAGGAACUCAGAUGAACAAGAUUGCUCAGCUGUCAUACAAUCAGAAUGACUGUGUCGAGAUCAUGGAAAUGUUUGACAAAAGGUUGAGUGAUAAAGGCAAGAAUUGGCGACACAUAUUCAAGGUUAGCUGCCUUGCUUCGCAUGGAGGACCUGAAUUCAAACUCCCUCCUAGUCACUCACCGUGCUGGACUACCUCAUACAAGCUGGUUCUGAAAAUGU
This is a messenger RNA of Suillus fuscotomentosus, 343 nucleotides long. RefSeq lists its product as uncharacterized. The transcript is spliced from 2 exons. Gene Ontology annotation, biological process: actin filament organization; endocytosis. Gene Ontology annotation, molecular function: clathrin binding; phospholipid binding. Gene Ontology annotation, cellular component: endosome; clathrin vesicle coat; plasma membrane. The record is from RefSeq and is a predicted model, not a curated record. NCBI's taxonomy places the organism in Eukaryota, Fungi, Basidiomycota, Agaricomycetes, Boletales, Suillaceae. The annotation marks the transcript as partial.